Messenger RNA from Mollisia scopiformis, 3878 nucleotides. RefSeq lists its product as uncharacterized. The transcript is spliced from 8 exons. Bases 1 to 3633 code for a protein of 1210 amino acids. NCBI's taxonomy places the organism in Eukaryota, Fungi, Ascomycota, Leotiomycetes, Helotiales, Mollisiaceae. Gene Ontology annotation, molecular function: NAD+ poly-ADP-ribosyltransferase activity. The record is from RefSeq and is a predicted model, not a curated record.
AUGCCUCGCAAGGCCUUUGUGGCAGAUAUACAAGCCGCUGCGGCGCAAAGUAUCCCAGGUAUUACAUCAGUCACAAGAGGCGCCGACGACAAUGACGUUAUUGUGCUCUUCACACCAGCCUCUGGGCUACCCAUCGAGAUUACCGUUAUGGUAACCCCAGAUGUUGCUUCUUACCCCACCGAAAGCUCUUUCAUGCUCUGGACGGACACCCCAGGUGUGUCUCAAGCAGCCACGGAUACCAUCCAGGACAUUACAGCAGGUUCCACUGGCCUUCUUGUUCCAGAUUUGGUCAAUACCAUAUCAAGAAGACUUUCUCGAGCCCUGGCCACUGGCGCUCGCAAUGACCCGGUCAGCAUAGAUGAUGAUGUCGAAAUGCUUGAUGUGCAACAAUCUGGUGACGGUACUGAUGCUUCUGAUACCGACUACGGCUAUGAGUCCGAUCACUUUGGCAUCGAGGGUGGUCAUGUUCCGGGCAACGGUGCGUCAAAUGCAACGAUCAGCCUGGCUCCUGAGGCGGCGGCAAAGAUGAACAGCCGUAUUCGACAAGAUCUCCGGUCUGCCAAGUUUGCAGGUUUCAGCAUCGGGAUCUUGAGUGGUAUGAAGGCCGAUUCUGUUAACAGCAUGUUGAGCUUGUCUAUUCGCAUCGCAAAGCUUGGACUUUCAGAGGAGGCUCUUCAGGCUUGGGAUCUAGAACCGCACCAAUACAUCGUGCUGAUUAUUCGAUACAUGAGCGGCUACAAGCCCUUUGACUCUGUCAUCUUGGAGGCUGCUAAGAACCUGGACAUCUCGUUUCGCAUCGGAGUUAGCAAGCAGUACAAGCCAAGCUUGGUCGAAGCACUUGCAGCCUUCACAGACAUUACCAGAAACGCGGGUGUAUCGACUUCAGAACAAGCUAGCGGAGACGGCGAACCGAGCAGUAAUAAUGUUGCCGGGUUCUCCAAUAUGUUCAUCAGCAGUUCGCUCAAUGACUUCGUCAACGGUCAAUUCAUAUCUCUGCUCAAGAUUCGGAGCUUAGUAGGACUCGGCUGGGAUGGAGCCAAACGAUAUUUCAAUGACAAGCAAGGCAGACUUGAUCAACAAAGCAAUGACCUCCCCGAUAUCUACUAUCAAGAGACCACGAAACAGGAUAGCACACUUCCAGGUGUUGUAACUGCAGAUCAUUUAAGCGAUCAAAAAUCCUCUCAUCUUUCGGUACCUUUGCUAGCAGCCCAAUUCUGCAUGAGAUAUCUGACUCGCUGUACCGAGUUCUGUCUUGUGUGCCACGACAAGAUUGAAGAAGAGUUUGAGGCAUUGAAACCUUACGGCAACAAGCCUCUAUGCUUGUAUCAAUACAUGUCUCUAGGGUUCGGUCCAAGCGUUGAGCACGAGAUUCUGACCCAGCCGUACGUGGUUGAUCUACUGGUCAGCUUCUGUUAUACGAGUGCUUUUAGUCAAAGAUUGAGAGAAUAUCCAACUGGCAUGAGCCUUAUGGUCCCUCCAGUGGUCAAUCGUAUCACACAAGCAUAUGCGAGUUAUGGCAUGCGUCAAAUCCCGCAAUCCUCAACUGCUGCAGUCCCUGUAGCUUCAGCUGAUCUUGGCGGUCUCGUCCUUGAUGUCCUGUUUGACACCGGUCGACAAGAGCUGCUCUUCGAAGCAGGUCAAUCUCCAACACUUCGUGUUGGCGAUUGGCUCGUUGUAAAUCUUGUUGGUCGAAAUGCCGAGCACUACCGAAUCGAAGAUGUCUCAUUGUUCCCUACGAUUAGAUUAUCUGCGGCAGUGAGCCAGACUGGAAAUUUGAGCAACGGACUUCCGUCGAGAGAUCCUACAGUAAAUCUUGCCACACCAGCUACCACACCGCCACCCACCGCUGUUGUGCCUGCGCAAAUAGCCCCCUAUAACCAAAACUUCGACGAUAUGACAGAUCCAAGUAAGGCAGAGACUAUCGUCACGCUGUUGCAAACUCUACCAAGUGUCAAGGAUAUGCGAGCCUACCUCGUUCAACAAAGCCGCUAUUCUGAGCCAAGUCUGAAAGCUUGGAAAGAACGGAUCUCUCCAGCUGCACUGGGACUCCUGCGCUGGGUCAUUGCCUCUAAUCGUUCAUGCAUUGUCCAAGUCGACAAAUGUCCGGGUCAGGAGGAUAGCGAUGCAGCUGUGGCUAAGCUUAGACUGGAUCAGAGAGUCUCUAACAUAUCCGACAAUUGGGUUCAAUUCCGCUUCGCGCAAGGUUCUCCCGAUAAGGAACAGAGAUUCUAUAAUGCCUUGAAAGCUCAGCAAAGCCAGGCAGAGCUCAGCUCCACCUGGCCAACGAUCUGGGCUUGGCACGGAAGUCCAUUGCAAAACUGGCAUAGCAUCAUUCGAUCAGGGCUCGACUUCAAAGAGGUCCUUCAUGGAAGAGCCUUUGGUGCAGGAGUGUAUCAUGCUAUGGACCAGGCGACAUCCACUGGGUACGCACAACAAGGUGGCACAAUCUGGCAUGGUUCCGAGUUGAAGAUCUCGUCAGCAAUGAGCUUGAAUGAGAUUGUCAACUGCCCUACCAAAUUCUCGAGUUCGAACCCGUAUCUUGUCGUCCAGUUCGUCGACUGGAUCCAAUGCAGAUACCUAUUUGUGCUAUCGCAGGCAACAAGUGAUGGAUCCUAUAAUACUGGUGCCAGUUCAUCUACCGUCAGCCGUGAACCCAAUCCACAUCAAGAAGUUGCGCAGGACCCAAAAUAUACAGCCAAAUCAACACUCAGUAAGCCUAUUGGCGUCCCGAAAUGUGCUGCCACAAUCUCGAGGACAUUUCGUCAUGAUGCAAAAGCUGCUUCUCCCACAAAUAAGCGCCAUAAGAAUAGCAUGUCAACCACUACAACUGAUCUCCAAGAUUGGGCUGUCAGCGAAGAGGAGAUAGAUGACAUCCAAUUUCUCAUGACUGAGGAUGAAGAUGAACAUAUCAAGGGCAAAGGAAAAGCUAGCACUGUCUUGUCGACCCCGAAAGCAGAUGCGAAGCCAUUGACAGACUUUGUUCCUGGCUCUCUAGAUCAGUCAACCCUGCCGAUGUUGGAACCUCCUGCUUAUGCCACACCUUCGGCCACAAAGAGUCUCAACAGAGCUUUACAAGAGGUCUUGGCGAUCCAAAAUAAGAUCCCAUUGCACGAACUCGGCUGGUACCUCGACCAGGAAUUGAUCAGCAACGUUUACCAGUGGAUCGUUGAGCUACAUUCAUUCGAUGCGGAUCUUCCACUGGCCAAAGAUAUGAAGGCUGCCGGGCUCACGAGUGUCGUGCUUGAGAUCCGAUUUGGCAAGGACUUUCCAUUCAGCCCACCGUUUGUUAGAGUUAUUCGGCCUAGAUUCCUCUCGUUUAUGGCAGGCGGAGGCGGUCACGUCACAGCUGGUGGAGCCAUGUGCAUGGAGCUGCUGACUAACACCGGCUGGAGCUCUGUGUCUACCAUUGAGAGCGUCCUGCUUCAAGUUCGUAUGGCCAUCUCGAGCACUGACCCAAAGCCUGCUCGAUUGGAAUCUCAAAAUCAUGGCAAGCAACGCGAUUAUGGUACUGGGGAAGCCAUCGAAGCAUUCAAGCGUGCCUGUCAUACUCAUGGAUGGACUAUUCCACCCGAGUUUGACAAUUUCAGGGAGACUGCUGGCGCGAGUGGUUCUUUUGGCGUCUAUGGCUCUUGAUUUGGAAGAAGGGUGUCGGAGAGGAGAUAAGUGGCAUAUGGAAAGUUGAUGAUACCAUGCAAACCAGUGCGACUAGAUGUCGCUAAUGUGGCGUUUUCGAGGGCAUUUCAAGGAUUUCCUUCAGCGAGUCAAUCUUAAUGGGCAUUGCAGGCGUUAAUGGCCAAAAGGAGAGUUCAUGAUACCUAACCUAGUCAGCGAAUAGACAGCCAGCAAAAAAUUGAAGAAAUAAAAGUCGCAAAUAUUCC